AUGCCUCCAAGAUCUUCUUUGACCUCAUCAUUCUCCAUCACCGACGCCAACAAUGAAGUCGUCUGUCCCCUUCAUAACCAGGAUGGAUCCAGCUGCCGGAAACGAUGUCUCGGUGAGAAGAGGUAUCGCUCCAUGCAGGAACAUAUCAGACGAGCACAUCCCGAGCACUACAUAGCAAAGCUGCCCGCUACGGAGGAGAGCUUCCUUCUCAUGAUCAACACACCCCCGAGCGAGAGGCCACAGCCGCAACAGCCUGCAUCGGCAAACAAUAGCUUAAAUCACCACACAAAGCCUUAUGCGCCUGAUCGUAUUGCAUAUUAUCGCGAUGACUAUAGCAACCCUGGGACACCACGCAUCUACGAAGAAUAUCCCCAAGGGGCGAUGCUUCCAGCCGCGACGAAUGCCGCUGCUGCACUAGCAUCUCUCCAUAAUUACAAGUCUAAUCAUUCUGAUUGGGAGGCUGAAGCCGAGUCGAUCUCGGAUUCUGAACGGGAUAGGAUACCGAGAUCCUCUGUCGAGCUUCCUCCAAUACACAUCAACCAUUCCGAUAUAACUAGUGAGCCGUAUGGCAGGGCCAGAGAUCUCCUCCCUUCUAUCAUCGGAACCUCGCCUCCCGGCAGAUCGUCUACACUACCACCCCUACAAAGACCUCUCGGGCCUCAUCGAUCCAGAAAGCAGUCGAUUUCCAAGAGGGGAAAGGAGGCGCAGCAUCGCAAGCAACGGUCCAGAGACGCAAAAGAAUGGGUGAAGCGAGGUAAGAUUGAUAUUGCCGGGGAUCUUUUGCGGCCGAUGGUUGGUCAGGACCGUCCGAGACCAUACUCGGCCGAGCCAUCAUCACGUUCGCCGUGGGACGACCUGUUGGAUGCGGCAACAUCUGUUGCGGAGGAGGAUAUGGGUGAGGACCGGACUCCUAUGCCCCAAUCGCCUGUGUCCAUACAGCGCGCCUCGUUACCUCCAUUUUCCCACCAGCAAUUUGGCCACUCAACCUACCAGGCUUCGCCCUUGCAGCAGGCCCUGACGCCGCCAACCUAUGCGCAAGAGGCUCCUGAGCCCUUCCCAUCCGUGGAGAGCGGCGAGAGUGCAGAGAACUACCACAUGGGUGCUCACGGUCUUACAGAUUCCUCACCCAGCUUUUCAUCGCAAAACACCCAGAUCUAUUGCGCGGCCUGCCAGAACGUGUCGCUGCUCAGAGACUCGUACGCUUGCACGGAAUGCAUUUGUGGCCUUUGUUCGGCAUGCGUUGAGAUCCUUAUGGCCGAGCAGGGCGCGAAGAGGAAGUGCCCGCGCUGUGCCACUAUUGGCGGCCGAUUCAAGCCCUUCCAACUCGACAUUCGUUAG
This is a messenger RNA of Cryphonectria parasitica EP155, 1338 nucleotides long. RefSeq lists its product as uncharacterized. The record is from RefSeq and is a predicted model, not a curated record. Bases 1 to 1338 code for a protein of 445 amino acids. NCBI's taxonomy places the organism in Eukaryota, Fungi, Ascomycota, Sordariomycetes, Diaporthales, Cryphonectriaceae. The transcript is spliced from 4 exons.